This is a messenger RNA of Saccostrea cuccullata (small rock oyster), 2163 nucleotides long. RefSeq names its product probable serine/threonine-protein kinase clkA. Lineage: Eukaryota; Metazoa; Mollusca; Bivalvia; Ostreida; Ostreidae. The transcript is spliced from 2 exons. Bases 15 to 2102 code for a protein of 695 amino acids. The record is from RefSeq and is a predicted model, not a curated record.
AACCUGCCUCAGCUAUGGAUACCUGUCUGACAUUCCUAUGCGUGCUUGCCGCCUGCUUGGUGGGACAAAUAGCGACCCAGGGCUAUUAUCCGUCCUACUAUGGGGGCAAGGGAGGGUCAUAUUACGGGGGCAAAGUGGGAAAAGGCAGUAUAUGGGACUAUUACGAUAAAAAGUACUCCUACAACCCUUACGGCUAUGGAUCUAGCAUGGAUAAAGGAAGUAACGACAGAGGAAGCGGGGAAAAUGGAAACGGAAAUGGUAUGGACAACGGAAGUGGAAGAAACGGAGAUGACAGAAAUGGAAGAAACGGGGAUGACAGAAAUGGAAGAAACGGGGAUGACAGAAAUGGUAACGGGAAUGGCGACGACAAUGGUAAUGGUGAUAAUGGUAUGGAUUCCUGGAUUUAUCCAAGUAAAUCAUAUCUCCCUAUUGGAGGGUAUAAGUUCAAGCUGGGAUAUCCUUACACCUCUUACAUCCCUAAAUAUUCCUAUACAUAUUCUGGAAAGAACGGAGAUUAUGGUAAAAAUGGUGACAAAAAUGGAAACAGAAAUGGCGACAGUAAUGGUAAUGGUAACAAUGGUAGUGGUGAAAAUGGUAAUGGUGACGACAAUGGUAUGGGUUCCUGGUUCUCGGGCUAUAAACCAUACAGACCAUACAAAUCAUAUUAUCCUUACACAUCCAAAUCACGGUAUAGCAGUAAAUACUAUUACUAUGGGAGAAAUGACGACGAUAAUGGAAAUGGCGACGAUAAAAGAAACGGCGAUGAUAAUGGUAAUGGCAAUGGUGAUGACAAUGGUGACGACAAUGGUAUGGGUUCGUGGUUCUCUGGCUAUAAGCCAUACAGACCAUACAAAUCGUAUUAUCCUAUAAAUUCUAAAUCUUAUUAUCCAAGCAAAUACUACUACUAUGGCAGAAAUGGUGAUGACAACGGAAAUGGAAAUGGCGAUGAUAAUGGGAAUGGAAACGGCGAUGACAAUGGGAAUGGAAACGGCGAUGAUAACGGACGUGGUAGAAAUGGUGAUGAUAUGAAUGAUGAUAUGAGGACAUUCUCUUAUUCUGACAGAUCUUACAGACCAUAUACUCCAUACAAACCAUAUAAACCAUAUAAGCCAUACUCGCCAUACAAGUCCGCAUCAUGGUAUCCAAGCAAGUACUAUUACUAUGGAAGAAAUGGUGACGAUAAUGGAAACGGCGAUGAUAAUGGAAACGGAAAUGGCGAUGAUAAUGGUAAUGGUAGUGGUGAAAAUGGUGAUGACAAUGGUAUGGGUUCCUGGUACAGGCCGUACAGAUCAUUCAAAAGAUACAGAACAUAUAGUCCGUUCAGAUCAUAUUCCUACAGAUACAAGCCUUGGUACCCAAGCAAAUACUACUAUUAUGGCAGAAAUGGUGAUGAUAACGGAAAUGGCGAUGAUAAUGGAAACGGCGAUGAUAAUGGGAAUGGAGAUGAUAACGGUAAUGGUGAUGAUAUGAAUGAUGAUAUGAGGACAUUUUCUUAUUCUGACCGAUCUUACAAACCAUAUACUCCAUACAAACCAUAUAAACCAUAUAAACCAUAUAAGCCAUACUCGCCAUACAAGUCCGCAUCAUGGUAUCCAAGCAAGUACUAUUACUAUGGAAGAAACGGUGACGAUAAUGGAAACGGCGAUGAUAACGGAAACGGCGAUGAUAAUGGAAACGGAAAUGGCGAUGAUAAUGGUAAUGGUAACAAUGGUAGCGGUGAAAAUGGUGAUGACAAUGGUAUGAGUUCCUGGUAUUCUGCCUACAGGCCAUACAGACGAUACAGAACAUAUAGUCCAUUCAGAUCAUAUUCCUACAGAUACAAGCCUUUGUACCCAAGCAAAUACUACUAUUAUGGCAGAAAUGGUGAUGAUAACGGAAAUGGCGAUGAUAAUGGGAAUGGAAACGGCGAUGAUAAUGGGGAUGGAAACGGCGAUGACAACGUAAAUGGUGACGACGACAGCAUGAGAACAUAUUUUUCGUCAUUUAGAUCUUACAGACCCUUCUACCAACGCAGACGAUACACCCCUUACGUGUAUAAAUAUAAGUAUCCUAGCUACUAUUCACUCAAGAAAUACUACAAAAAGAAGAGAUACAGUUAUUGAGGAUAAGACUUGAUCUAAAAGUAUAUCUUGGAUGUUUGUUUGGGAUGUUAACGGUUGGAAG